This is a messenger RNA of Maniola jurtina (meadow brown), 2715 nucleotides long. RefSeq names its product ARF GTPase-activating protein Git (gene Git). Gene Ontology annotation, molecular function: GTPase activator activity; protein binding. The record is from RefSeq and is a predicted model, not a curated record. The transcript has 12 exons. Gene Ontology annotation, biological process: regulation of ARF protein signal transduction; brain development. Bases 124 to 2259 code for a protein of 711 amino acids. NCBI's taxonomy places the organism in Eukaryota, Metazoa, Arthropoda, Insecta, Lepidoptera, Nymphalidae.
UAUUUUUGUAUCAAAGUAGUAUGCAGUAUGUACCUACUGAAUAAAAAAAUAAUUGUUAUAAUUCUCUUUUAAGUGUGCCUGUAGCUUGUUUUGGUAUAAAGUCUUCCAAGAGUGUAAAUAAACAUGAUGAUAUCGCGGUCUAAGCAUCGCUCAUCGGUGGAAGUGUGCUCGGACUGCGGGGCAUCGGAUCCGUCGUGGGCGUCGAUUAACCGUGGGUUAUUGUUAUGCGCGGAGUGCUGCAGCGUUCACAGGAGCAUGGGAAGGCACAUUUCUCACGUGAAAUCUUUACGGCAAGGAUCGUGGCCUCCUUCGCUCUUAUCUAUGGUGCAAGCGUUGACUGCUCAGAAUGUGAACAGUAUAUGGGAACAUUCCUUGCUUGAUACUUCAGCUCCUAAGCAUUUGAGGAAGAAGCCACAACCUAAAGAUCCACUUCACCCGAUAAAGUCUGAGUUUAUAUUGGCUAAGCACCUGCGACUGGCCUAUGUAUUGAGAGCUAGACGAGAUGAGCCCCCCAGUGAGCUGGGCAGGCAACUGCACAGUGCUGUGAGGAGUUCCUCCCUCGACACAGCCAUGAGGCUGCUGGCUCAGGGAGCAGACCCUAAUUAUUAUAAUCAGGAGAAAGGCAGCACAUGUUUACAUGUGGCGUGCAGGGCGGGGCAGCCCGCGCAGGCGGAGCUGCUGGUGGCGUGGGGCGCGGAGCCCACCGCGCGCGACAGCGGGGGCAACACGCCGGCCGAUUGUGCAAGGCAAGGCGGUCACACGGAGCUGGCAGACAGACUGACAGAGCUGGUGUACGAAGCGACGGAUAGAAUGAUCCACUUCCUGACGGGUGAACGGCCAGACCACGCGGCGGGCCGACAUUAUAUCGUGCCGCGCGCGCACGACACACACGAGAUGACGGACGUGGCCAAGGCGGCGCGCGGGAAACUACAGCUGUUACCGAAUCACCUAUUUGAGGAGCUCGUGAUGGAUAUCUAUGACGAGAUAGAUCGGCGAGAAACUGAAGCGAUUUGGCAAACCAGUGCGACCGGGUUAGAGCGGUGUGGAGUGGCGUUUCUUCCAGUGAACCCUGCGUUAUCGGCGCCAAGGAACCAAGGACGACAGAAAUUGGCGCGGCUGUCGGCGCCCGAAUUAGCCACGUUACUGAGAGAUGUUCUAUUGGAUGCUACCAGGAGACAAAGGAUAGCGUCCUUACAACCUAGAGGUCUUGCAGGCCCCAUGAACCCGCUGCUGGCGGCGAGUCACCUGAAGCACUUCUCGCAGAUGUCGGACGACGAGCCUCUGUACGACUCUGUCGCGUCGGAUGAAGACUACGCUGCGUUAGCGCCCAUCGAGCUCGAUAUAUCCAGCCUGGACCCGCGGGCGGGCGAAACCGUAUCAUCCACAUACAACCCAUCGCUUCCCACUGAGCACUCCGUAGACACACCCCGAACACAUUCACCCAGCCCCGCGCACGCGCCCGAACGAAAACAAGAGAUCGAAACGCUCAAACAGGAACUAGACAACCGAGACUCCACUAUAACAGAGUUAAAGAACCAAUUGAAAAACCUUCAAACUAUAGUCGAACAACUAACGAAAGAAAACAGUGCAUUGAAAACGAGCAGUGUCGACGAUGACCACAGCAUGACGUCACAAAACUCCAUAAACGAAAGCAACAACACGCUAGAUCUAACCCCGCAAGAGAGGGGCAGGAGUUUAGAGACGGAUCAGCUCGCCUUGGCUGAGGACAUCGAGGUGAGGCAAGCGAAGGCGGCCCAGCGACCGGUCAGUAUGUUUGAGCCUAGGGAGGGACCAAAGAAUAACUGGCAGGUUACUAAACACCAGCUCACAAGCAUACCCGGUCUCGAACGAUCGUUAACUCAAAGCGCGCUAGAGGGCGGAGUCUCCAGCGUUUCCGAUGAUGGUGCCUCGGGCUCCGGCGCGGGCUUCACCGGUGCGGGCGAAGGUCUAGAGGUGCAAAAACGCGCUGAAGCAGUCACCAGAUGCAUCCAAGAUCUAUGGGCGGCUGCCAGGUUACACCGAACCAAGCUGCCUGAAUGUGCCGAUUCUAUUCAACGGACUGUGUCUGCUUUACUGGCAUUAUUCCCACAGACGUGUACAGACGCAGCACUACAACAAGUCAUAAUCGAUCUGCGCAACGCCAGCGAGGAAGUGAUAGUGGCGUGUUCCACCAGGGCGCCGCUCGACCAGGUCAGAAAUGCGGCCUACGACCUGGCCAAGGCGACCAAGCUCCUGGUGACCCACUUCCAGCCCUCCUAGCGACUCCCCCGCUACACCACCGUGUAGUAUAAAGCCUCCAGGCUGCUGCUCUUCCUGAACUGCUGUGUUAGACUCUUGAAGAAAUAAGUGUUAAUGUGUUAUGGUGAUCAGAACAAUAACUCACCUGGCAAAGGUGACCCCAAGUUGUUUGUUACACACUUCCAAGUUCCAGCCCUGCUGGUGACUUACCCAUUACAUCUCCAUGUAGUAUAAACCUUCCAGGCUGCAGGUUAGACUCUUGAAGAAACAAGUGUUAAUGUGUUAUGGUGAUCAGAACAAUAACUCACCUGGCAAAGGUGACCCAAGUUGUUUGUUACACACUUCCAAGUUCCAGCCCUGCUGGUGACCUCCCCAUUACAUCUCCAUGUAGUAUAAACCUUCCAGGCUGCAUGUUAGACUCUUGAAGAAACAAAUGUUAAUGUGUUAUCGUGAUCAGAACAAUAACUCACCUGUUGA